AAAAACGGUCAGCUUUUUUUUUUCUUCACUUGAGUAGUCGAUCUAUCGCCUGGUUGUGAGAUGCUGCUCUGCGGAUGCGGAGUCACGAAGAUGUGGUGAAUGUUAUAUUCUGGAAUAUCGUUGAGCAAACUUGCUAUGGCAUACUGACAGACCUAAAUUUACAGUUAGACGUAUACACUGAAUCUCGACGAUGUAUCUGCCUGAGGACAACACGUUGCCCUUUGAUGCCGGCAAUGUGGCCCCAUCUCUUCAUGUCCCUCCACCCAAGUUCAACGAUGAUCAGCAAGGGGACAGCCAAGAAAAGAAGAAGAAGUGUGACUCGCACAUCGACAUUGAUCUCCUCAAGAGUAAAUCCUUUUACUUCCUGUUCUAUGGUGCAUACGGCAGUCUCUACCCACUCUUGGCCGUCUACUUCAAACAGCUUGGUUUGAACGCAUCCCAGAGUGGUCUUCUCAUAGGAAUACGUCCAUUCAUCGAGUUCUGCGCUGCUCCACUGUGGGGCGGUCUUGCUGAUUCCUGGCGCAAGGCCAAGGUGCUGUUCCUCUUCUCACUCUUUGCUUGGCUCCUCUUCACCGAAGCGAUGGCUUUCAUACGACCUGCUGGCUCCAAGUGCAUCAUCUUCAAUCGAACCGAUGAUAACGGUCACGACAUCAUCGUCGUUGACCAAGUCGUCCAUGAUGGCGUGCAUCACUACGUGUACGGCCCCAGAGACCACGACGAGGAUGAUGGGACAGUCGUCGGCCACCAAUCGGACAUUGACCAACCAUUCCGUACAGAUGAAACAAGCCCUGUUAUUGAGAAUCCUUUGGGAGGUUCAUACAAGCUUCUCAACAAAUCCAUCGGGACAGAAGAGCCUAUUCGUCGAUUACCGUCAGGGACUACAAGUGUGAAGUUCAUCAGCGAUGACAUCCGUGGUGUCUUCCUGCUCCUCCUCAUCAUCAUUGUCGUCGGCGAGUUUUUCAGCUCACCCACCAUCACCCUAGCAGAUUCGGCUACGCUAGGCUACCUUGGUAGUGACCGUUUGGAGUACUACGGUCAGCAGCGGAUGUUCGGCUCUCUGGGGUGGGGUAUCUUCAUGCUGAUCAAUGGCAUCCUCUUAGACCACACAGCUUCCCACACCCAUGACUGUGAGGGGGCGCAAGUACAAGAGGUUAAAAGAAACUAUUACAUCUGUUUCGGUACCUAUGCUGUACUCCUCACAUGCUCCUUCUUCGUGGCUACUCAGUUCAAGUUCAAGUAUUACUCAGAUGAUGACCAUAAGACAGAGAUGUCAAAACUGACCUACAACAAGCAGAAGGGUCAGGUCAGCAUUGGCGAUGAAGGUCGUACUCCUGCGACAUACGGUUCUGUCGCCACCCAACCCGACCAAGACGGGACCGACCCUACCUCGUCAACAGCUGAGGGCGGUCAAACCACCAGUGAUGGCCCCUCUGACACGAGGGAUUCCUCACAUGACACCAGCGUCCCCACCACCAGUGGUGCUCUGACCCCUACCGAGGCACACCAGGAAGACCCUGCUGGUAUCAGACAGGUGUUUCGUAUGUUCGCCACCAUCCGCUACGGUUCUGUGCUCUUUUUGGCCUGGUUUGCAGGAUUUGGUAUGGGACUUCUCUUCACCUUCCUCUACUGGCAUCUCCAGGAUCUUGGAGGGCCACCGUCCCUCUUCGGUCUUGCUUCAGUCGUCAACCACGUCUCAGAGAUACUUGCAUACUUUUUCAGCCACAAGAUACUUCAUGCGAUCGGCCAUAUUCCUGUGUUCUGUCUGGGCUUGUUCUGCUAUGCUAUCCGUUUCCUUGCAAUCUCUGUCCUCAUUAACCCAUGGUGGGUUCUCAUCGUGGAAACCCUGCAAGGUUUGACCCAUGCACUCAUCUGGGCAGCGUGUACAUCUUACAUCGGUCUAGCUACAUCUCAACGGCUACGAUCAUCCGCCCAAGGUAUUCUACAAGGAACCCAUCAUGGACUUGGUAGAGGGUGUGGCGCCAUCUUCGGUGGACUGCUUGUCAAUGCUUUUGGUACGGAGCAAACAUUCCGUGGCUUCGGUGUCGCUUCCCUCGUUGUCCUCGUCAUCUUCUUGGCCAUGCAGUAUCAGUCAUACAACAACCCUAAAUCAGAUCCGUCAUCAUCCACCGACCCGACAUCGUCCGGUAAGGCGAGGUCGUCAUCACUGAACCGCGACGAAAUCCAACCCGUCCUGACUGCCGAAGACGUCACUCCCAUCCCGUACUCUGAGAAACGCGACGAAACCGUCGAUGAUGACGGAGAGCGAGAUCUUGAGCUUGGAGAAGGAGGAGGGUUCGACGACGGGAGAGCUCUGGCGCAAGAAGUCGGUCAGGACAGCACAGGUGGAGGCGAAUUUUAAUCAUGUCCGAGAUUUUUUUUCCAGUUAAUUUAAACAAAUUUAGAUUGUUGAAAAUAUUACUUGAUGUAUACACAGCAAAUUAUAAUGUAACUAAGGUCUUUUAAAAUACAGAUCCUAAGAAACCGUCUUAAAAUGGAAAAUGGAGUAGAGUGCUCAGUUUGGGAAACAUAAUGAUCAAAAUGAAGAUGAGACACGAGACACAACCGACAAUAUGUUUGUGUUUGACGCUAUUCAGUAAAGCAAGUCAGUUUUAAUCGUUUGAUGGUUUCACCAUGGUCUCCAUGCACACCAAAAAAUCCUUCUUUUUGCAGAAAGUUAACAAUACAAAUUAUAACUGAAUUUCAAAGUUCACGGAAAUUGCAGUCGAUUUGAAAUGGGAUUUGAAACGUCUGAUUGUUUGUGAAAGCUAUGCUCCAACUAGCACCAGGGAGACAAAUUAACUUUUAAACGUUUUUUUAAAACACUGUUUGAGUUCAACCCGCCAUGUAUCAAGAUAUAAUGUUUUAAUCCCACUUUCAUAAGUGACUUCAAUAUAAGGUCAGACUCUAUUCCUGUAACUGUUAAUAAUUGUAUGCCAACAUUUUCUUUUGAAUUUGUUGGUUUGUUUAUUUCCCCUGAUUUUUGUCAUUUCUUACCAAAGACGGGAAGUACAUUUAUGACACAAUCAAUUUUCCAGGCAUCACUGUACUUUUAUUGUAAAAUAAUGUGUAUACUAUAAAGUUUGAAAACAAAUGCUAGAUAGAAGAAAAAGGUAUAUGUGAUAUGAGUAUAGUAGUGGCCUCAACCUCCCCAUGCAAAGUAGUAUAGCCCUCUUGUGCUAUUCGUAGCAGUAUUAUUUGGCUGUCUUAUAUUAAUAUCAGAUUCUCAUGUAGAUUCGUAAAAUAUAAUGAUAUAGAGAGUGAAAUGUACAUAAUUAAAAGUGCCACUAUGCUUUAUUUUUGAAAAAAGAAAAAGAGAAAUAUGUAUAACAAUGGAUGUAAAAUGGUCACUGUAUGUAUUUCAAAGUAUUGUUGUAUAGGUUUAUAUAAGUAGUAUAGCAAUUCGUAAAUCAAUGAUGCAAGUAGUAGAUACAUGAAGUAGUAGAAACAUGAAGAUUUAAGGGAAGAUGGGUAUUGUGAUUUUUAAAUUGGAUAGUAAGUAACAGGCAAAUCCUUUAUAACGAAGUACCUGGAAGUGCGAACAGAUUUUCGCUUUGUAGGCGACAUUAUAAUAAUAACCCUAACCCACAUUUUAACCAGGACGGGAGGGAGAGGGGGGGGGGGGGGGGGUUAAUGGGAUAACAAAUUACAGACAGAGCCCGUCUUACAAAGAGUUGAUAUCAAUCGCAACUAUGUACAUUAGAGAUAAGAGACUUCAAACUUGCAAUUAAUUUGGAUCAAUCGCAACACUUUGUAAGACGGAGCCCAGGACGUUAUUCUCUUGAUUUAUAUCAGGACUGUGCUCUGAUAACUGUCCCCUGAUGACUAUCCCCCAAUCAGUUGAAGGGAUAACUUUUUUUUGUCCUAAAAUUUUAAACUCCACAAAGCGACUUCAUUGUAACAGGGUUUGCCUGCAGGAGUUCAAUGUUAUAUAUCGGAAGCUUUAUCAAAGAACAGCAUUGACCUAUAUCAUAAUGAUAAGCCCCAUCUUGAUUGCCGUUCAUACAAGCUUAAUAGUGAAUCAUUUGAAAGAAAUAUAUUAUGUACAAUCGUAAAAUUAUCCAGGUCAUUUCGUGCACGUGGAUUUGGCUUAUUUGGGGAAUUUUUGUGUGAAUGAUUAUUGCGAAAGUGACAUCCUUGGUAGUAUUCAGCGCUUCCGUCAGAUAUUUAGCGAUGCUGGUUUUAUGAUUUUACUUGUGAAACGCCAUGCUAAAGAAUUGUUAAAGGCACAAGCUUGGGAUUAAACCAUUAGCACUAGAGAAA
Molecule: messenger RNA, 4260 nt
Organism: Strongylocentrotus purpuratus (purple sea urchin)
Lineage: Eukaryota; Metazoa; Echinodermata; Echinoidea; Camarodonta; Strongylocentrotidae
Gene: mfsd6
Product: major facilitator superfamily domain-containing protein 6
Exons: 6
Coding region: 191-2359 (722 amino acids)
Cellular component (GO): plasma membrane
Source: RefSeq, a predicted model, not a curated record